CUUUAUAACAUUCCAGCAAUUUGCCUUUUAGUCCCAACACUCCCUGAGACCCUCUCUCGUCCCCCAUUAUCCAGCAGCAGCUAAAGAGCCCGGACAAGAUGUCUGAUGAGGAAGAGGUGACCUAUGAAGAAGAGGAGGAAGAUUAUGUUGAAGAAGAAGAAGAAGAAGAGGAAGUGGUGGCCCCUGAACCACCAAAACCUGCUCCUCCUCCUGCAGCUCCUCCACCUCUCAUCCGCCGGCGCUCCUCCGCUAACUAUCGGGCCUAUGCCACAGAACCACAGGUUAAGAUAAAACCCAAGAUUUCUGCAUCACGGAAGCUCCAGCUGAAGAGUUUGAUGCUGCAGAUUGCUAAGGCAGAAAUGGAACAUGAGGAAGAGGAGAGAGCUCUCGAGAAGGAGAGAUACCUUGCAGAACAAUGUCAGCCUCUACAACUGUCCGGCUUAUCCCUCUCUGAACUGCAGGACCUGUGUCGGGAGCUUCAUGCAAGAAUCGAUGUAGUAGAUGAAGAAAGAUAUGACAUGGAAGCCAAAGUGAACAAAAACAUCACUGAGAUCGAAGACUUGAAUCUAAAGAUCUUUGACCUCCGUGGCAAGUUCAAAAAGCCAAACCUCAGGAGGGUGCGCCUCUCUGCCGACGCCAUGAUGCGGGCGCUGUUGGGCACCAAGCACAAAGUCUCCAUGGACCUACGGGCCAGUCUCAAACAGGUCAAGCAAACCAAAAAGGAAGAUGUAGACAAGGAUAUAAGAGAAGUAGGUGACUGGAGGAAGAAUGUUGAUGCACUGAGUGGUAUGGAGGGCAGGAAGAAGAAGUUUGAAUCCACUGGGGCUGUUGCAGUUUAAGUAGGGGAGAUUUCUGAUGGAUGGAAAGCAAUUACUUCUGGACUGAAAUCGGAAAAAUUCCUCUUUGUUUGUGUUCGAAGGCCGUUACUCUGAAACCCAAUACAUCAUCCUGACAAAGAAUAUCAUUGCUGUCUGUAUCUGUCGUCUGAAUCUUCACUGUUUUAUCAAAGUAUUGGCAGAGUUAUAUAUUUCUGUUUCAUGUGCAGCUAAUUAGUGUUCAGUGACUUCAUUAAAUGAUAUAGUUUAUAACUA
Xenopus laevis (African clawed frog) is the source of this 1091-nucleotide messenger RNA. It is a transcript of the gene tnni3.L, whose product is annotated as troponin I3, cardiac type L homeolog. The transcript is spliced from 10 exons. Gene Ontology annotation, biological process: muscle contraction; cardiac muscle contraction; skeletal muscle contraction. Gene Ontology annotation, cellular component: troponin complex. NCBI's taxonomy places the organism in Eukaryota, Metazoa, Chordata, Amphibia, Anura, Pipidae. The record is from RefSeq and is a predicted model, not a curated record. The coding region runs from base 99 to 839 and encodes 246 amino acids.